Schistosoma spindalis is the source of this 1361-nucleotide messenger RNA. Lineage: Eukaryota; Metazoa; Platyhelminthes; Trematoda; Strigeidida; Schistosomatidae. The record is from the annotation of a GenBank genome assembly.
UCACUGAUCAUUUUCAUUUGCAUCAAGAUUAUAAACGAAUGUUGAUUGAGUUGAUCAGCUUUAACGAGCACUGCUUGUGAACACAACUAAUGUUGCACAAACAUCCAAAUGAAGGAUCACAUAUCUACAAUGAUGGAAUCAAAUAUAAUCAUCAAGUGUUGAUCUGUAACGACUCCACAUUAUCUGGAAUGAUUGAUCCAGUACGCAUUCGAUUAAUAUUGAAAGUGUUUCUAACCAAUAUCCUUCAAGUCUUUCUAUCAAUGUUCAUGACUGCAAUAGUGUGGGCAAUAGAUGAUAUCGUUAUAAUUCUUAACGAACAUGAUUGGAUUCUUUAUAUUUUAAGUUUCAUUUCGAUUGGUGCAACCAUUACGAUUAUCCUUAUUCAGAGAUUUCCACAUUUGAAAUACUUCACGGAUUUCCUUUACGUACUAUUUACAUUCAGCUUUGCUGGUGUGAUAACCUAUCUUUCAAUCUACGUGAAGGGAAUGUUCAUAUUUAUCAGUUGGAUUUUGGCCAUCAUUCUCUCAGUGUUAUUGUUUAUAGUUGGAAUAAACAUUAAACGUGAUUUGGUCAGUUAUUUUUGGUCAUUUUUGUUUUAUGCCAUUAUCGUCAUUCUUAUCAUAUUUGUACUGGUGAUCCCAUGGAUUUAUCAAGUUAUUGCGUAAUACAACGUGUACGAGAUUGAUUGAAUUUAGUGUCACAAAAAUGAACUUGAUGUCACAUGUGAUUGAGUGGUGGCUCGAAUGAAACCGACAGUUGAAUGGUUGAUUUGCCUUCUGAUAAUUGAUUUAACUUUGAAUUUCAGGUGACGUGGGCGAUUGGUCCCCUUGUUCUAGCCAUCGUAAUUCCGGCUAGUUUAAUUGAAGCUCAAAUAUUCUGUGGAGGAAGAGCAAUCUACUACAGAUCUGAAGAUUUCAUAUUUGCAUCAAUGGUUCAUUUGUUCUUACUCACUUUCUCAUAUUCUGGAUUUAUUUUACUGUUUCUCAACAUUAAAUUAUCUUAGAUAUUGACAGUUUGUGUGAUGUCUCAAUGUGAUAUUUCCACUUGUAAUUGUGUACUUUUGAUGAUGCAGUAGAACAAGAAAGAAUGAUGAAUAUGAGAAUUUCAGUGUUUGUUCACUUGUGUUCAUUUCUAUUUAUUGUGUACGUGAUUAAGCAGAAUCGCAAUUGAGAAUAUUCAGUUUUGAAUGAACUGAUCACUGUGAGUUUGUUUUGUCAACUGUGAAAGGGAGUUUCUGUGAAUCAUCCGAACUGUAGUUUGUAUUAUACCGUUGAUUUUGUGUAGAUGGUGAUUGGGAAUGUGGAAGUAAUAUAGUAGUAUCCUGUUGAUGAUAUUAUUGAAUUGUUCGAAAGAAAUUGAAU